AUGAGUGGUCUAACUGGACUCAAAGCUAUGUCCACAUCAGACAACCGCCUCUGCUGUCUUCUCAGCAAUUCUGAAAACGUCACCUGUGCCAGAACCUCUCCACCCAGCCCUCUGGACACAUGCGGCAGCCUAUACCCGAGCGUUGUCCUGCGUAUUGCCGGCUGGAUCAUCGGUCUUUCAUCUCUCUGCGGCAACGUGGUCGUUUUAUUUCUGCGCGCCACUCAGAAAAAACGCGCGACGGUUCAGAACAUCCUCACCAUGAACCUAGCGGUUGCAGAUUCUCUGAUGGGGGUUUACAUGAUUAUCAUCACCUCUGCAGAUGGCUAUUUCAACAGACUCUAUUUCCUGAGUGCCCCGUUGUGGCGAGAAUCCUACCUCUGUAAAUUAUCCUCUUUUCUUGCAUUUUUCUCAAGCGAACUCUCUGUAUUCACACUGACCCUCAUCACACUGGAUAGAUACAUCAGCAUCGUUUAUCCGUUUGGACAAUACAAGAUAACGUCCAAAUCUGCCAGCGUCGCCUUAGUAUUUACCUGGAUCUUCACGUUCUUGUUUAGUUCGGUUCCAUUCUUAGUCGGAUCCAACGUUUCCGGAUUCUACGGACUAUCUGAUGUCUGUUUCGGUUUACCGCUCCAUGUAGAACUGGGAGAGACUGGUAGGCUGGAUAUCAUCUGGGACCAGGAACUGAGCUCUGAGUUCAUCGUUAAGUACGUGGCCACCGAUGGCGAAAAACGGAAUUUCUGGGUGUUCUCCAUCGUGACCUUUAUCGGUAUCAACAUGGCGCUUUUCCUGAUUAUCCUAGCCUGCUACGUCGUGAUGUUUGUGACCGUCAAGCGCUCGUCGGAGGCCAUCCAUAACUCAGCUUUCAGGAAACGCGAGAUUCGAGUCGCCAGGAAGAUGGCGUUCAUCGUAGGGACCGAUUUCGCCUGCUGGAUGCCCAUCAUAGCAAUGGGUAUCUUGACCCAAACUGGUCUGGUGGUCCUACCAACGUCACUUUAUGCCUGGAGUGUGAUUUUCAUCAUCCCCAUCAACUCCUCGAUCAAUCCUGUCCUCUAUACUGUCAUUAAUUAUCUCGAGGGUAAGAAAACUAAAGAAAAGUGUAAUGGUUUUCUCCAAGCUCGGUCCACUCGGUCAAGCAAAGAGGGAAGUACGAAAAGGAUGAGUCGCUUGGACUCAAACAGCUCAAAGAUAAGCGAUAAGCAGGCGCCGAGUAAUACAAAUCCCGAGAUUGCAAUGUACAUGGUGAGAGAUAAAGGAAUAAAGGAACUGCAAAAGCCCAUUAUUUGA
Messenger RNA from Strongylocentrotus purpuratus (purple sea urchin), 1284 nucleotides. Its product is annotated as G-protein coupled receptor GRL101-like. Gene Ontology annotation, biological process: G protein-coupled receptor signaling pathway. Gene Ontology annotation, molecular function: G protein-coupled receptor activity. The transcript is spliced from 2 exons. Bases 1 to 1284 code for a protein of 427 amino acids. NCBI's taxonomy places the organism in Eukaryota, Metazoa, Echinodermata, Echinoidea, Camarodonta, Strongylocentrotidae. The record is from RefSeq and is a predicted model, not a curated record. Gene Ontology annotation, cellular component: membrane.